CAUACAUCUUGCGACAGCCUAUACGAGGGGAGGCAUCAUGGCGACUCCAAAUGGGAAGAAGCGUGGUCUCGAACAUUUGGACGAAUAUGAACCAAAAGCAGCUAAACACCUCCGCAGCCUCCACGACCGUAUGGCCGAAAGGAGACUGGUUGUUAUUCUGGAGGGAGCGUCGUUAGAAACAGUGAAGGUUGGAAAAACCUUUGAGCUGUUAAAUUGUGACCAACACAAAAAUAUGAUCGUCAAAAGUGGAAGAAAUCCUGGAAAUAUAAGGCCAGAUAUCACACAUCAGUGUCUGCUCAUGCUAAUGGACAGUCCACUGAACAGGGCAGGCCUGUUGCAGGUUUACAUCCACACAGAAAAAAACGCCUUAAUAGAGAUCAACCCACAGACCCGCAUCCCAAGAACCUUCACUCGCUUCUGCGGCCUUAUGGUUCAGCUGCUGCACAAGCUGAGUGUCAGGGCUGCUGAUGGUCCUCAGAAGCUUCUGAGGAUGAUUAAAAACCCAGUGUCUGACCACCUGCCUCCUGGCUGCCCCCGCAUUGCCACCUCCUUCUCCUCUGGAGAGGCUGUCUGUCCCCGGACUUUGGUGCCAGAGGGACCAGCUGCAGUGGUGAUUGGAGCAUUUGCACAUGGCGCGGUGAAUGUGGACUACACAGAGAAGACUGUGUCCAUCAGCAACUACCCCCUCUCAGGAGCACUGACCUGUGCUAAGAUUUGCUCUGCCUUUGAGGAAGUGUGGGGUGUCCUGUGACAAACAGUCAAUGACCUACUGCUGCUGACCAGGCAGAGACAGUAGAGCACAUGGACAUUUUUUAAUGGACUAGGAAUGGAUAUAACAGAAACGUCGGGCCAAAUGUCCAUUUCAGCAGUGAUGCCACGUGGACUAAAGACAUGCAUCCUGUUACACACUGUAUGUGUAUACUUGCAUAAUGGUGUCUGGAAUAUGAUGUGGAAUACAUUGGUUUGUGUACCCAGUGUUCCAUUUUUGGCUGUAUUUUCUAUCAUUAUCAAUCGCACCAAUUACUAAGUUUUGGAUUAUCUGUAAGAUUAAAAUAUAUGAUCAAA
Chelmon rostratus (copperband butterflyfish) is the source of this 1065-nucleotide messenger RNA. It is a transcript of the gene emg1, whose product is annotated as EMG1 N1-specific pseudouridine methyltransferase. NCBI's taxonomy places the organism in Eukaryota, Metazoa, Chordata, Actinopteri, Chaetodontiformes, Chaetodontidae. Gene Ontology annotation, molecular function: rRNA binding; rRNA (pseudouridine) methyltransferase activity. Gene Ontology annotation, cellular component: nucleolus; small-subunit processome. The record is from RefSeq and is a predicted model, not a curated record. Gene Ontology annotation, biological process: rRNA base methylation. The transcript is spliced from 5 exons. The coding region runs from base 38 to 751 and encodes 237 amino acids.